Messenger RNA from Castor canadensis (American beaver), 3312 nucleotides. RefSeq names its product retinoid X receptor gamma (gene Rxrg). Gene Ontology annotation, cellular component: nucleus. Gene Ontology annotation, molecular function: zinc ion binding; sequence-specific DNA binding; nuclear steroid receptor activity. The record is from RefSeq and is a predicted model, not a curated record. Lineage: Eukaryota; Metazoa; Chordata; Mammalia; Rodentia; Castoridae. Gene Ontology annotation, biological process: regulation of DNA-templated transcription.
UAGGGCAGUCACACAUCGAUUGGUUCCUAGAUAAUAGAUCGUGCCACCCGGUGAGAACCUCUGGGGACAAGCAGGGAGCUGGAAGAGUCGCACGCAGCAGCCCAGCCCGGAGUUAAUCAAACUAGCAACAGGAUCUCAGGCAGCAGCAGCAGCAGCAGCAGGAGCGACAGUGGUGGCAAGAGUGGUGGCGGCGGCGGCGGCAGCAGCAGCAGUAUGCGUGAUUACUGACAGGCACCAGCUGCCGCCGCCACAGCCUCUCAACGCACUAUGUGGACUCUCGGAUCUAGAGGCAGAUUCCUGACUAAUCCCAGAGGGCUGGCCCAGCCUGUGCUCCCCGGGCUGCUAGCAAGCGAUGACCACUUUUGUUAGCCCAAGUUGAAGAAAGCCGGGCUGUGCCUGGGAGCCAGAGAGGCCGUACAAUUCCGAAGACGCACGGGAGAGGACUAUGAACUGAAGAGCCAACAUGUAUGGAAAUUAUUCCCACUUCAUGAAGUUUCCCACAGGCUUUGGCGGCACACCGGGCCACACUGGUUCCACGUCCAUGAGCCCGUCAGCAGCCUUGUCCACAGGGAAGCCAAUGGAUGGCCACCCCAGCUACACGGACACCCCAGUGAGUGCCCCAAGGACCCUGAGUGCAGUGGGGACGCCCCUCAAUGCCCUGGGCUCUCCAUACAGAGUCAUCACUUCUGCCAUGGGCCCACCCUCAGGAGCGCUGGCAGCCCCACCGGGAAUCAAUUUGGUUGUCCCACCCAGCUCUCAGCUAAAUGUGGUCAACAGCGUCAGCAGUUCGGAGGACAUCAAACCCUUACCAGGGCUUCCUGGGCUGGGAAACAUGAACUACUCAUCCACCAGCCCCGGGUCUCUGGUUAAACACAUCUGUGCCAUCUGUGGGGACAGAUCCUCAGGAAAGCACUACGGGGUGUACAGCUGUGAAGGCUGCAAAGGGUUCUUCAAGAGGACCAUAAGGAAAGACCUCAUCUACACAUGUCGGGAUAAUAAAGACUGUCUCAUCGACAAGCGUCAGCGCAACCGCUGCCAGUACUGUCGCUAUCAGAAGUGCCUUGUCAUGGGCAUGAAGAGGGAAGCUGUGCAAGAGGAAAGGCAGAGGAGCCGGGAGAGAGCCGAGAGCGAAGCAGAAUGUGCCAGUAGUAGCCAUGAAGACAUGCCCGUGGAGAGGAUUCUGGAAGCUGAACUUGCUGUGGAACCAAAAACAGAAUCUUAUGGGGACAUGAACAUGGAGAACUCGACAAACGACCCUGUUACCAACAUAUGCCAUGCUGCUGAUAAGCAACUUUUCACCCUUGUGGAAUGGGCCAAGCGCAUUCCCCACUUCUCCGACCUCACCUUGGAGGACCAGGUCAUUUUGCUGCGGGCAGGAUCAUUUGAAGCAGUGCCUAAUUAUUGUAAGGAAAUUGGCAAAUGGAGAUUUUCCCACUUCACAGGGUGGAAUGAAUUGCUGAUCGCCUCCUUCUCCCAUCGCUCAGUUUCCGUGCAGGAUGGAAUUCUGCUGGCCACAGGUCUCCAUGUCCACCGGAGCAGUGCUCAUAGUGCUGGUGUUGGCUCCAUUUUUGACAGAGUUCUAACUGAGCUGGUUUCCAAAAUGAAAGACAUGCAGAUGGAUAAAUCAGAGCUGGGGUGCCUGCGAGCCAUCGUACUGUUUAACCCAGAUGCCAAGGGUCUGUCCAACCCCUCAGAGGUGGAGACUCUGCGGGAGAAGGUUUAUGCCACACUUGAGGCCUACACCAAGCAGAAGUAUCCCGAACAACCCGGCAGGUUUGCCAAGCUGCUGCUGCGUCUCCCAGCUCUGCGCUCCAUCGGCCUGAAAUGCCUGGAGCACCUCUUCUUCUUCAAGCUCAUUGGGGACACCCCCAUCGACACCUUCCUCAUGGAGAUGCUGGAGACCCCACUGCAGAUCACCUGAGCUCCACCAGUCACAGCCUCCCCACCCAGGAUGACCCCUGGGCAUGUGUGUGUGUAGCCCCAGCCUGCACACUUCCCCUCACCCUGCCCUCUUCCUCUUCCCAAAAUGUGAUGCUUAUAAUAAAGAAACCCUUUCCACACACAAGACUUUUAUAGGUGGAGUUUUGUAUAGAUGUGAAAGGUAACCCUUUGCUAGCUGAGGUCUUUCUGGAAGUCCUUGGGAAAAGUAACCAAGCCUCUGUACAUAUAAUUGGUUUAAAUUAUUUUUUCACUUGCCAUGAAAAGCAAACAAACAAAAAAUAAAAGAAUAAAUGUGAUAUUGGCACUGCUUGGAGCUUGGGGUGUGUUAUUGUGCUGUAGGAAGUUCUGUCCAGUGUAGGAGGGGUACAAGAGUGGAGGUAGGGCGGUGAUAGGGCUGGGCUCCUGAGACAGUACACCCCCCAGCUGCAGCCUGAGUCUUUGCUGGGCUCCAGGCACAUCCAGUUUCGCCUCAAAGUGUCCCCUGGGCAGACGGAGAAGGGACUGCCUUUCAAAGGCAGUUGGGCUUCUUUUCAUUUCUUCCCCUUCUAAGAAUAAUGAGCAGAAAAGGCCUUGUUCUGAUUGGGGGCAAUUAAGUACCAGCACAGCCUGUCCUGCCUUGUCCAACAAAUCACACAAAGAAUCAAAGUUCCUGGUUUCUAGUUUUGGUUUAACACUUUUAUUUAGGUUGUAUCUUCAUCAGUCAAAUGGGAAUAAAACAGCCUGUGUGCACGCUGUGAGGACCACACAUGCUCGGGGGGAACGUAGAGCUGUAGACCUGCAUCCUCAGCCAGACUGGAGCAAGCUAGCUCAGGGAAGUGUCAUAGUUACAGACGAGGGCUCAGAGCAGCCUAGCUGGCCCUGAUUAAAAAGCCAUCCAAUUGCAGAGGAACACUGGGCCACUGACUUAACCUCUCACAUCUUACUCUUCGGCUCUGAAAAUUGGAAAUAAACACAGUGCUUAUUCUUAGGGCUCGUUGAGAGAAUUAGAAGAGCUUAUCUAUGAUAGAUCACAAGACCAUGCCCAGCAUGUGAAAAGCUCUCAAUUAAUUUUAGUACAGUAUCUAUUGUUAUUUUCUACUGGAUUUCUUAUCCUGAAUAGAAGUCCUAGAGUCCAUGAAAAAGCCUUUUCCCUAGAGCUAACUUGUUUGCUCCCCACCCUGCCCUGAUAAUUCCCCACAAAAGAGCCUCAAUCCGCCAUAGUUACAAUUCAUCAGAAAUUUGGUCCCUUACUUCUUCAGGUGUUGGGUGUGGAAAUUAAGUAGGUAGCUUCACAACACACUUUGUCCACUGUUGGGGAAGAUUAAAAGAUACGCUUGCACAAUAAACACUUACUGGCCUUCACCAUUCCUUUUCAAUCAGUCAGGAAAAUUA